UCCAGGACAUGACGCCAUGUUGUGCUUUCUGCUGCUUCUCAUCGGGCUCAUUGGGCUCCAGACAGAUGAUAAUUCUGAAAGACUACGUGUGCAAAUUACAAUACCGGAGAAAAUACGGUCAACGUUAAGUGGAGGAAUUGAAUCCCAUGUGUCCUACAACAUUGUAAUUGAAGGGAAAACCUACACUGUGAACUUAGUGCAAAAGGCUUUUUUACCUCCUAAUUUUAGAGUUUAUGGUUAUAAUGGCACAGGAAGUAUGAAGCCUCUUGAACAACAGUUUCAGAAUUUUUGCUACUACCAAGGAAUUAUUGAAGGUUAUCCAAAUUCUAUGGUGACCAUUAGCACAUGUACUGGACUCAGGGGCUUACUACAGUUUGAAAAUGUGAGUUAUGGGAUUGAGCCCUUGGAACCUUCAAUUGGUUUUGAACAUGUGAUUUAUCAAGUAAAACAAAAGAAUAAAGGUGUUUCUUUAUAUGCUGAGAAGGAAAUUGAGUCAAGAGAAAUGCCCUAUAAAAUACAGAGUAUAGAGCCACUCUCAGAGUUCUCUCAGUAUAUAGAAAUGCAUGUUGUAGUUGAAAAAAAUUUGUACAAUCAUAUGGGUUCUGAUACAAUUGUUGUCACUCAAAAAAUCUUCCAGUUGAUUGGACUGACCAAUGCUAUUUUUACAUCAUUUAAUAUUACGAUAAUUCUCUCUUCAUUGGAACUCUGGAUAGAUGAAAAUAAAAUCCCAGUAACUGGAGAUGCUAAUGAAUUAUUACACAGAUUUUUAAAGUGGAAAAGAUCUUAUCUUGUUUUGCGUCCACAUGAUAUGGCAUUUUUACUUGUUUACAGAGAAAAAUCAAAUUAUGUUGGUGCUGUCUUUCAAGGGAAGAUGUGUGAUAGCCAGUAUGGAGGAGGUGUUGCUCUGCAUCCCAGGACCAUAAGUCUGGAAUCACUUGCAGUUAUUAUAGCUCAAUUACUGAGUCUUAGCAUGGGAAUAGCUUAUGAUGACAUUAACAAAUGCCAGUGCCCAGGAGCUGUCUGCAUAAUGAACCCAGAAGCAAUUCAUUCCAGUGGUGUGAAGAUCUUUAGUAACUGCAGCAUGGAGGAUUUUGAAAAUUUUAUUUCAAAGCCAAAGUCCCAAUGUCUUCAAAAUCAGCCACACUUAGAUCCAUCAUACAAAUCUGUGGUUUGUGGUAAUGGACAAGUGGAGCAAGGAGAACAAUGUGACUGUGGGAGUGCAGAGGACUGUGCUGCUAACCCAAACACAUGUUGUGAUCAUGCCACAUGCACACUAAAAGUUGGUUCAACUUGUGAUACUGGUGAAUGUUGUGAAAAUUGUCAAUAUUCGGCAAAAGGAGAAAUAUGUAGGCCUCCCUCUGAUGAAUGUGAUCUCCCUGAAUAUUGUAAUGGAUCAUCUGCAACAUGUCAAGAUAACUUUUUUGUUCAGAAUGGGCAUCCAUGUGGAGAGAAUCAAUGGCUUUGUCUGAAUGGAAGUUGUAUAAGUGGGUUAAAACAGUGUAUGGAUUUAUUUGGUGAAGGUGCAGAUUUUGGUCCUGAAGAGUGUUAUGCUUACCUUAAUUCUAAGACUGAUCAAUCUGGGAACUGUGGUUCAGGGCCUUCAGGAUACACACAGUGUAAACCUAAGGAUGUGCAGUGUGGAAAAUUAAUAUGUGAAUAUAAAAAAGAAGAAAUAAUUAAUAUUCCAAAUGCCACUGCUAUUUAUGCCAACAUAAAUGGACACAUAUGUGUUGCAUUGGACUUUCCACCUGAUUUUAUAGUUGGCAAAAUGAUGUGGGUAAAAGAAGGAACCGUUUGUGGUAAUAAUAAGGUUUGCAAGAAUCAAGAAUGUGUAGAUGCUGGAUACUUGAAUUAUGAUUGUAAUCCAGGAAAAUGCAAUGAUCAUGGUGUAUGCAAUAAUAAAAGGAACUGCCACUGUAACCCUUCAUAUUUACCUCCUAAUUGAGAAAAUAGUGAUGAUACUUGGACCGGUGGGAGUGUUGACAGUGGAAAUUUUCCACAUCAAGCAGCCACUAGGCUAUCCAGUUCUGAAAGACACUACAUUGAAACUUUUUACCAUUCCAAACCGACAAGAUGGUCAUUUUUCUUACUCAUUCCUUUUAUCGUUAUUCUCUGUGUACUGAUUGCCAUACUUGUAAAAGUUUAUUUCCAAAGAAACAAAUGGAGAACUGAGGAGUAUACAAGCGAUGAGCAACUUGAAAGUGAGAGUGAACCUAGAGAGUGGCCAGAAAAACAGGAUCCAUCAUAACACAACUAAUUAUCUUCGAUGGACAGGAAAAA
Messenger RNA from Hyaena hyaena (striped hyena), 2280 nucleotides. RefSeq names its product ADAM metallopeptidase domain 2 (gene ADAM2). Gene Ontology annotation, cellular component: plasma membrane. The record is from RefSeq and is a predicted model, not a curated record. NCBI's taxonomy places the organism in Eukaryota, Metazoa, Chordata, Mammalia, Carnivora, Hyaenidae. The transcript is spliced from 21 exons. Bases 17 to 1945 code for a protein of 642 amino acids. Gene Ontology annotation, biological process: binding of sperm to zona pellucida; proteolysis; cell adhesion. Gene Ontology annotation, molecular function: metalloendopeptidase activity.